AUGGAAGUCAAUAAGGAUGAGGCUCUAAGAUGCCUCGACAUUGCGCAGCGGCAUUUGGACAAUGGAAACUUUCAAAGUGCUCGGAAGUUUGGCCUCAAGUCCAUCUCGCUCUUCCCAACACCGCAAGGAGAAGCAUUCAUCACAAAAGUUGCAGUAGCCGAGGAAUCAGCAUCAGCAUCGACAACUUCGGCAUCAGCUUCAGGCAAUGCUUCACAUAGAACAAACAGCUCACCAGCUACUUCAGGGACAGGGCAUUCAUCCGCUCGACCAACGUCAAGUCCACUAAGGUCACGAUCGACUCCUUCAACAGCACAUACACAUAAGCCUGUAGAACGAGAUUAUACGCCAGAACAGGUGGCCAUGGUCAAGACCAUUCGAUCUUCAGGAGGUGAUUUCUACAAGGUCCUUGGAGUAAAGAAAGACGCCACAGAUACGGAGAUUAAGAAGGCAUAUCGCAGGCUGGCAUUGCAAAUGCAUCCGGACAAAAAUGGAGCACCAGGAGCGGAUGAAGCGUUCAAGAUCGUGUCCAAGGCCUUUACGGUAUUAAGUGACCCUCAGAAACGGGCUAUCUUUGAUCAGCAUGGACCUGAUGAAAAUAAGAACUCCAGUGUUAACUAUGAUCGCGCAACACCUACAGGACAUCAUCCAUUUGGAUAUUCUCGUAGAGGGGGAGCGUAUGGAGAAGAAAUUUCACCAGAAGAACUCUUCAACAUGUUUUUCGGUGGCGGAGGAUUUGGAACCCCAUUACAUUCAACAACUUUUGCCAGACCACGGGCCCAACAAACACAUUAUCACCAACAACGUCAACAACAUUAUCGUCAACAACAUCAACGACAGCGCCAGCAGCGUGCAGCUAGGAACAAUAACUUCAAUAACGAUGACUUUGGAAGUGGUCUUGGAAGCUUCAUUCAACUGCUCCCUUUCUUUUUACUCAUCCUUGUCACCUUAACGUCAAGUUUGUUCUCAUCUGAUUCCAGUUACUCUUCUUCAUCAUCACCAUCCAACUCUAUCCUUACUGAUUUUUCAUUACGUCCAAAAGAUCAAUACACAACCGCCCGUCAUACUACCAUCAGAAAUGUUCCUUAUUUCGUAAACGACGUCCGGUUCAUGAACACUUAUUUUCCAGGACAGCAAUUCGAAUUCAAAUCCACAGGUGCUCGACAAAUGAACGUGAAGCCGGAUCAUGUCACACUCCAGGGCCUACACGUCGGACCAUUGUUUAAGCGGAUGGAAGAAAACGUGGAGCUGGCUUAUCUCAGAGAUAUGCAGGUUCGUUGUAAGGAUGAAAGACGGAAGAAAGAUGAAGCUCGGAAUAGAGCUAUGGGCUUCUGGGGCGCUGAUCCGAAAUUGUGGCAAGAGGCUCAAAAAAUGGGAACACCCAGUUGCGAGAUCAUUCGACAAAAAUAUGGCAAGGCCUAUGUACGUUAA
Molecule: messenger RNA, 1428 nt
Organism: Lobosporangium transversale
Lineage: Eukaryota; Fungi; Mortierellomycota; Mortierellomycetes; Mortierellales; Mortierellaceae
Exons: 4
Coding region: 1-1428 (475 amino acids)
Biological process (GO): cellular response to misfolded protein
Cellular component (GO): endoplasmic reticulum membrane
Molecular function (GO): Hsp70 protein binding
Source: RefSeq, a predicted model, not a curated record